UGUGUGUGAGAACAAACAUAACCUAACCCUUAUUAUUGAAUUGAUUUAAAAAAGUUACUUCUUACUAAGUAAUUUCCUCGUAAAUAUAUUGAGUAUGUCUAUGACUUCAAUAUUACAACGAAGUAUUAAUUCAUGCAUGUUUUCAAUUAUUUGACUUGAUUCUUAAUCGGUCUGGUCCAGGUGAAAUAAUAUAGGGUACAUUGUUUGUUUGAAGGGAAAUCUACUAACUUACACCAGAAAUGACGGAAACCCAAGCAAAUCAAAGAAAUACUAAUAUUUCUUCUGCGUUGACAUUUAAUAUUCUAGCAUGCUGUAAUAUGUCAAUGGCAAGGACAGCGAUAAUGAAAUUACCACAUUACGAUGUGGAAACUCCAGUUUUCAUGCCAGUAGGAACACAGGGCACAUUAAAAGGACUUCUACCAGAACAGUUGAAGGCACUGGACUGUCAAAUUAUGCUUGGGAAUACUUACCACUUAGGAACUCGCCCAGGCCCAGAGUUGAUCAAGAAGGCAGGUGGAUUACACAAGUUUAUGGGUUGGGACAGAGCUUUGCUGACGGACUCUGGAGGCUUUCAAAUGGUGUCACUGUUGACUCUAGCUGAAAUCACUGAGGAAGGGGUCAAGUUCAAAUCACCUUACACAGAAGACCAGGAGCUAAUGUUAAGCCCUGAGACUUCAAUAAAAAUCCAAAAUGCAAUUGGUGCAGACAUAAUCAUGCAAUUGGAUGAUGUGAUAAAAACUACGUCCACAGGACCUCGGGUGGAGGAAGCCACAUACAGGACUACAAGAUGGUUGGACCGUUGUCUUGCCGCCCAUGAGAACCCUGGCACACAGAACAUCUUCCCCAUCGUGCAAGGAGUUCUGGAUGAGCGACUCAGAGUCGAGAGCGCCAAGCAACACGCACAGCGCGACGUCAGGGGCUUUGCUAUCGGUGGCCUUAGUGGUGGAGAAGCCAAAGAUGACUUCUGGCGGAUGGUACAUCUGUCCUCUACACAUCUGCCGGAUGACCGUCCGCGCUAUGUCAUGGGCGUCGGGUUUGCGGUGGACCUUGUAGUGUGUGUCGCCCUGGGCGCGGACAUGUUUGACUGUGUGUUCCCUACCAGAACUGCUAGGUUCGGGUGUGCACUGGUGGACAGUGGACAGAUAAACCUGAAGCACAAGAAGUAUGAGGAAGAUUACCGGCCCAUACAGGAUGACUGUGACUGCAGCACCUGCAAGCAUUACACUCGCGCCUACCUGCAUUGUAUAGCUACAGCACUACCAGUGGCAUGCCACCUGCUGACCGUACACAACCUGUCGUACCAGAUGAGGCUUAUGAAAGGAAUGCGAGAGAGUAUAAAGGCUCAACGAUUCCCGGAGUAUGUACAAGGUUUCAUGAGCAAAAUGUACUCAGAUAGCAAGUAUCCAAAGUGGGUGACUGACGCUUUAGCUAAAGUGAACAUUCAUUUGACACCAAGUCCCAACAGAGAAAAUGUGACAGAAGUUCCAAAUAAAAAACCUUUAAAAGACUCUUGUAACACUUGUACAUAA
Molecule: messenger RNA, 1529 nt
Organism: Macrosteles quadrilineatus (aster leafhopper)
Lineage: Eukaryota; Metazoa; Arthropoda; Insecta; Hemiptera; Cicadellidae
Product: queuine tRNA-ribosyltransferase catalytic subunit 1-like
Exons: 8
Coding region: 240-1529 (429 amino acids)
Cellular component (GO): cytosol
Molecular function (GO): tRNA-guanosine(34) queuine transglycosylase activity
Source: RefSeq, a predicted model, not a curated record